Molecule: messenger RNA, 197 nt
Organism: Racocetra persica
Lineage: Eukaryota; Fungi; Glomeromycota; Glomeromycetes; Diversisporales; Gigasporaceae
Source: the annotation of a GenBank genome assembly
CAAUAACACUUUUCCCAAAUAAUGAUGCAUAUAAUAAAAGAAUGUCAAGAUAUAGAAAAUGGUAUCAAGAUAAAAAGGAACUACUUACCAGUAUAGAAGAUUUAUAUAAUCUUUAUUAUGAGCUAUCCAAAAAGGAUCAGCUUAUAACUGAAACAGAAAUUGAAGAAGCUAUUGAGGAUAUACUUAUAGAUGAGUAA